AUGUCGGUCGUCCCCACUGCUCGCAUUGGCAAGCCCGCCCCAGACUUCAAGCUCCCCGCUUGCCUCAACGGCUCCGAAGUGGGCGAGAUCAGCCUUGAGCAAUUCAAGGGCAAGUAUCUUGUCAUUGCCGUCUACCCUCUUGACUGGACCUUCGUGUGCCCCACGGAGAUUCUGGCCUUCAACGAUCGCGUCCAGGAGUUCCGCGAUGCCAACUGUGAGGUCAUUGUUGGAUCGAUCGAUAGCGAGUUCUCUCAUCUGGCCUGGGCCCAGCACCCCCGCAAGGACGGUGGCCUCGCCCCCAUGUCCAUUCCCAUGUUCGCCGACAAGGCUCACACUUUCACAAAGGCUCUCGGCUGCUACGUCGAGGAGGAAGGUUGUGCCCUGCGUGGCUUGUACAUCAUCGAUGACAAGGGCAUCCUUCGCAACAUCACCAUGAACGACUUUCCCGUCGGCCGCAAUGUCGAUGAAGUCUUGCGUCUCGUCAAGGCUUUCCAGUUUACCGACAAGCAUGGCGAAGUCUGCCCGGCCAACUGGACCCCCGGCGCAGAUACGAUUGUGCCCCAUCCCGCCAAGAAGGCCAAGUACUUUAACAAGGUCAACGAGUAA
Monosiga brevicollis MX1 is the source of this 606-nucleotide messenger RNA. RefSeq lists its product as uncharacterized. Gene Ontology annotation, molecular function: thioredoxin peroxidase activity. Gene Ontology annotation, cellular component: cytosol. The record is from RefSeq and is a predicted model, not a curated record. NCBI's taxonomy places the organism in Eukaryota, Choanoflagellata, Craspedida, Salpingoecidae. Bases 1 to 606 code for a protein of 201 amino acids. Gene Ontology annotation, biological process: hydrogen peroxide catabolic process; cellular response to stress; cell redox homeostasis. The transcript has 6 exons.